AUGUUGUCGCGAGAAUAGCUACACGAGUUUUUCUGGCCUCUUUUAAUCUACAGGAAAGUGGCCGAGGACGAAGAGUGGACUGUUGUUAUUCUUUCAGCCGGUAUUUUGGAAAAAGGUCGAAUAUAAAUAUAUCCGCAGGAUUAAUAAAGUCGAGUAAAUCAUAAAAAGUGUUUACUUCCACAGAUGUCGGACGACUUGAUGAAACAACUGAGCAGCUAUAAAGCCCAGCUGCAGCAAGUAGACGUUGCGUUAUCGACAGAUCCUGAAAAUGAAGAUCUCCAAAAACUCCAUAAAGACUUGCAGGAAGUCAUCGAUUUGACAAAAGACCUGUUGGCUUCACAGCCUAGUGAUAGUACUUCCAGUAAAGAUGGCACAGAAGCUGUCCCCCAAAAGAAAAGCUGGAAAGUCGGAAACAGAUGUAUGGCUGUGUGGAGUAACGAUGGACAGGUGUAUGAGGCCGAGAUUGAAGAGAUAGAUCGAGAAAAUGGAACUGCGGCUGUUACCUUUAUUGAAUAUGGCAAUGCUGAAGUGAUCCCCCUGCAGAACCUCAGGGCAGCGGAGGAGGGCAAAAGCUCUGAGGACGGAAAGCCCAAAUCAAAGAAAGAGAAAAUGGCUGAGCAGAGAGAGUACAAGAAGAAGAAAGCCCAGAAGAAGGUGCAGAGGAUGAAGGAAUUGGAGCAGGAGAGAGAAGAUCAGAAGUCAAAGUGGCAGCAGUUCAACAACAAAGCCUACUCAAAAAACAAGAAAGGCCAAGUAAAGAGAAGCAUAUUCGCGUCACCAGAGAGCGUAAAUGGAAAAGUUGGAGUGGGAACAUGCGGAAUCGCUGACAAGCCCAUGACUCAGUACAACGACACGUCCAAAUACAACGUCAGACAUCUAAUGCCACAAUGACCUCAGACAGCACAGUCUUCCAGCUGUGUACCAGCUCUGUCAGUGGUUCCCAUCUUGUUCAUACAUGAUUUAAGGUCGUAAAGGAAAAACGGAGAUUUUAUUUGUGUUGACACCAUUGUUUGAGCGAUUGGGGUAGUUUAUUAAAUGUCACAUAGGUGCAAGAGUUUUCUUUUGUUCCUGGUCUAAAACAGGAAGUGGUGUUUGACAGGAAAAAAAGGCAUGACGUAGUCCACGCCUGAGUCUAUUUUCCACCAAGGCUGAGGCGUGGAGUGAUACACAUGUGAGGAAGGUGUGUAAAUUUAGGACGGGAGUCCAAAGAGUAAAUUAGUUUAUGAUGUUUUUGAACAAUAAUAAUGAUGUUAAUGUAAAUAUCAGUGAAAUAAACGUGUUCUGUUUUCAGUUUUUUUUUUUAAA
Messenger RNA from Cynoglossus semilaevis (tongue sole), 1305 nucleotides. It is a transcript of the gene smndc1, whose product is annotated as survival motor neuron domain containing 1. The transcript is spliced from 6 exons. The record is from RefSeq and is a predicted model, not a curated record. Gene Ontology annotation, biological process: regulation of alternative mRNA splicing, via spliceosome; mRNA processing. Lineage: Eukaryota; Metazoa; Chordata; Actinopteri; Pleuronectiformes; Cynoglossidae. Gene Ontology annotation, cellular component: nucleus; precatalytic spliceosome; cytoplasm. The coding region runs from base 184 to 891 and encodes 235 amino acids. Gene Ontology annotation, molecular function: RNA binding.